UGCAAUAUGGGUUCCAAAGUCGAUGACUUCCGCAACAAACUUGAGAAAACUCUGAGCGAGGAGGGCAGACCAUGGACGCCUAUUCUUGGCAAGGCGGAGGAAAAAACCGGCGUUAAGAGACUGUACAUUGUCAUCGGCAUUGCCAUCCUCGUCGGUCUGUACCUGCUCUUCGGCUACGGUGCUCAGCUGCUGUGCAAUGUCAUCGGCUUCAUUUACCCAGCCAUCCGCUCGAUCAAGGCCAUCGAGACGAGGAACAAGGAGGAUGACACCAAGUGGCUCACCUACUGGGUUGUCUUCGCCGUCUUCUCACUUUUUGAGUUCUUCUCAGACCUGCUGCUCAGCUGGUUCCCCUUCUACUAUCUCGCCAAGUGCUUAUUCCUGGUGUGGUGCUUUGCUCCAAAUGAGUACAAUGGCUCCCUGAUGGUCUACAGCCGCAUCAUUCGUCCCGUGUUUUUGAGGCACGAGAGCGAUGUCGACAAGGUGCUCAGCUCCGCCACCGAUAAGCUUGGCGAGCUCGCCGGCAAUGCCGCCAAAUUGGCCACUGAUGCUGCCUUCAAGAAGUCCGAUUAAAAAAGACAAACUCGCCUCAACAAUCGCACGAAUUUUUAUCUUUAAAUUUCCCUUUUAUCAUAUUCAAUUAGCCAAUGAUCUCUAUCCACAUCCACAAAGACAUGAUGUUGUUAUGUUUUAAAUUAAUGCUAAAAAUACGCCUUAUAUCGCUUUAUACAAAAUAUUCUUUGCCGUGCCACUGUCCUUUAAUAAAUCAUGUUUGUCUUUACCGUUGA
Molecule: messenger RNA, 785 nt
Organism: Cloeon dipterum
Lineage: Eukaryota; Metazoa; Arthropoda; Insecta; Ephemeroptera; Baetidae
Gene: ReepB
Product: Receptor expression enhancing protein B
Exons: 4
Coding region: 7-570 (187 amino acids)
Source: RefSeq, a predicted model, not a curated record